CUGGUAUGUUAGACUGUGGUUAGACUGUGGACUGUGCUAUCUCGUUGUCACAUGCUUACCUAAUCUCGUUGCCAUUGAUAUGACUAUGUUUAUGUUUAAUGUUAUCUCUGAGACAGCCGGGAGUGUUUGAGUAAUGGUGUAAAUAAUCACAGGUUGUGCUUGACGUUUAAGAAGACCAGUCUCUGCUAAUUCGUGGGCCUGCGGGCAGAAAGCUCUUGCACAACGUCGAAAUUUACGCCAGCCAUCAUGAAGAAGAAGGUUUUGCUUAUGGGUAAAAGUGGGUCAGGAAAGACCUCAAUGCGAUCCAUAAUAUUUGCAAAUUACAUUGCUCGAGAUACUCGACGAUUGGGUGCUACAAUUGAUGUUGAGCAUUCACAUGUACGCUUCCUUGGAAAUCUUGUUCUCAACUUGUGGGACUGUGGUGGGCAGGAAGCUUUUAUGGAAAACUAUUUUGCUAGCCAGCGUGACAACAUAUUCCGAAAUGUUGAAGUCCUAAUAUAUGUCUUUGAUGUUGAAAGCAGAGAACUUGACAAAGAUAUGCAUUAUUACCAAAGCUGUCUUGAGGCCAUUCUGCAGAAUUCCCCUGAGGCAAAAAUUUUUUGCCUGUUGCAUAAAAUGGACUUAGUUCAAGAGGAUCAGAGAGAUAUGAUCUUCCGGGAACGAGAAGAGGAUUUGAAAAAAUUAUCGAAGCCACUUGAAUGCACCUGCUUUCGCACAUCUAUCUGGGAUGAAACAUUGUAUAGGGCAUGGUCUUCUAUUGUGUACAUGUUGAUACCAAAUGUGAAAGAACUUGAACAAAGUUUGAAUCUGUUUGCAAAUAUAAUAGAUGCUGAUGAAGUUCUUCUGUUUGAAAGAGCAACAUUUUUGGUUAUUUCUCAUUGCCAGCGUAGGCCUCAUAGGGAUGUUCACAGAUUUGAAAAAGUAUCUAACAUUAUUAAGCAAUUCAAACUUAGCUGUAGCAAGUUAGCAGCACAGUUCCAGAGCAUGGAAGUAAGAAACAGCAAUUUUGCAGCUUUUAUUGAUGUUUUUACAUCUAAUACCUAUGUAAUGGUUAUUAUGUCAGAUCCAGCAAUACCUUCUGAGGCUACACUGAUAAAUAUUCGCAAUGCAAGGAAACAUUUUGAAAAGCUUGAGAGAGUAAGCCAAGCACAGAGUGCACUCUCUAAAUAGGUUGGUCUGGACACACUUUGAGAUUAAAACAAUCCUCUGCAAUGUAAGGUUUCAUAAGCAUAUUUAUGAAGCACACCAUGUGGUAAAAGAUUCAUAAAGCAAGCAUGAAUCUCUACGCCUCGAAUCUGCUGCGUGUGAUUUCAUUAUGUUAUAAUUUAUCGUAUGUGCGUGUGGCUAUUGUUUGAAUUAUGACUUUGCAAUAGUUUUGUAGCAAAAACUGUACCAUCUUCCAGUCUGCAUUUUCUUUAACUGUGAGUGGCUUGAAGUAUGUGGUCAUAAUGGGAAAGAAAAUUUGCUUUUAUGAAAAAAGCCACUGCUUGUCAAAUAUGCUACCGGUCUUUCAAAAUGUUGAGAGAGAGAGAGAGAGAGAGAGAGAGUGUGAGUGCUGUAUUUCUUGUAUUUCUCUGCUCUCUAUUGUAUAUUGGUGCUAUUAGAAAUUCUAUCAGUGAAAGCCAAGGAAUCAGUUUGCUACAUUUCUUUCUGCAUAUUUUUAUAUUUAUAUAUUGGAAGUAUUUGAUAAGAGACAUAAACAUUUGUUGUUGCUGUCAUAGAACAGCUGUUUGCUUAUUUACUACAAACAGAUACUGCUGAUGGUUGCAUGUGCAUCUCAUUGUUGGGUAGUAUAAAUUUUAUAUGUGUUACUUCAAUGUAUGCCAAUUGUUGUUAAAUAAAAAAUAUAUAAUUUGCAUCUUA
Messenger RNA from Schistocerca nitens (vagrant locust), 1863 nucleotides. RefSeq names its product ras-related GTP-binding protein A (gene RagA-B). The transcript has 8 exons. Gene Ontology annotation, cellular component: lysosome; nucleus; Gtr1-Gtr2 GTPase complex. Gene Ontology annotation, molecular function: GTP binding; GTPase activity. The record is from RefSeq and is a predicted model, not a curated record. Bases 247 to 1170 code for a protein of 307 amino acids. Gene Ontology annotation, biological process: cellular response to amino acid stimulus; positive regulation of TOR signaling; cellular response to starvation. NCBI's taxonomy places the organism in Eukaryota, Metazoa, Arthropoda, Insecta, Orthoptera, Acrididae.